AUGAAGAGUGGAGUGUCUACCUGGGCGAGGACCGCUAGACUUUCCGCCAUCUUGGAGGAUGGUACCAGGAAGGAUUACUUUUUGAAGCUAGCUUACGAACGAACCGCACAACAGUGCAUCACUGGACAAGGAGCUCGCGCCCUCGUCCAGGGUGAAUACCACUCGGCUGUCACCAUCAACCAAGCCUCUCCAGGUUUGGUGCCGGCGCCCUGUGGGUGGGGGCAAUAUGAUGUUGGUACAGACGAGACCUGCUUCUUCUACAUCUGUGAUUUUCACCAGAUGCGUUUCGACAAGGUACCGGAUCGAAAAGUCUUUGCUGAGAAAAUUGCCGAGAUGCACAAGAACGGAAAGUCUCCGACCGGCAUGUUUGGCUACCCUGUCAAGACUGUAAUUGGGAAGCUGGAACGUACCGUGACCUGGGAGGAAAGCUGGGCUGCCUGCUUUACCAAUCUGCUCGGGGAUGCUAUAAAGUACGACAAUGAUACCAAUGGCGUCUGGCCGGCAUUAGACGCUGCCUGCAAUCAGCUGAUUGGGGUUGUUAUCCCGCGUCUGCUCGGCGCCCUGCAGUCUGACGGGAGAAGCAUCGCUCCAGCGCUCGUUCACGGCGAUCUUUGGGAAAACAACGUUGGCCACGAUGAAAGCACAGGAAAGAUUGUCGUCUUUGAUCCCGGAUGCACCUAUGCUCACAACGAGAUGGAAUUUGGCACGUGGCGAUGCCGAUGGACGACGUACUUUCGAGAUGCCGAGUUCUUGCACUAUUAUAAGCGAGCGUAUACCGUCUCUGAUCCCAAGGAGGAGUGGGAUGAUCGCAAUCGUCUGUAUAGCAUCCACCCUUACUUGAUAGAUUCCGCGGGGCAUCGUGGAAGCAUCUCGAGAGAAACGUGGGUUGAGCGUAUGGUGCCAGCAGCCGACUAUGACUCUAACAUGGUAUUUAAUAGUGCAUACAAUGAUGUACUUUUUCUGUGCGAAAAGUACGGCCCGCUCGAAAGUCUGGAAAAGUAUGACCCAAGGAAGGAUGUGGCUACCAUUGUCAUCAUCUGUGGCUUGCAACAGUUGGACCCCCAGCCGCCCUCUUUGGCCUUGUAUUUAAAGCCGACCCAUCAUGUCACGACGAGCUUCUUCAAUUACUCGCCCUACAUGAGCACAACCUCAGCACCAGCGUCGCAAUGGGCAGACGCGCCCAUUGCGCUCGUGGCCACGCCGCAGCGCCUCACGGGCAAGACUGAUCUCUUCACCGCGGGCGCCACGCACAUGGCCCUCGUCCACAAUGCCCUGAUCCGCGGCUUCAACUCCAUCUACCAGCAGGCCCCCUACAUCGACGAGCAGCUCUCCCACGACUUUGUGCGGUACUCGCUGACCUGGGCCUCGUUUGUCACCUCGCACCACCACGACGAGGAGGACAAUCUCUUUGGGAAAGUGUCGGACCUGCUCGACGACGCGACCAUCUGGACCGCGACGCACAAGGAGCACGAAUCCUUCAUCGACGGCGUCGUGCAGUUCCAGACCUACCUCACGAGCCUCUCCACGGCCACCGAGCUCUCGGCCGACGAGCUGCUCCGCAUCAUGGACUCGUUCCGCGCGCCGCUCGACAACCACCUGCACAGCGAGGUCCGCACCAUUGCCGCCCUCGCCGCGCACCCCAACACCCCGGCCGAGGGCAGCGAGGAGGCCGCCGCCGCCGCCCUCGUCUUCAAGACGUGGGGCAAGAACACCGUCACAAAGGCCGGCAUGCUGGAUGUCGUCCCCUUCUUCUUCCUCAACCUCGACCGCACCUUUGAGAAUGGCCUGUGGGCGCAGUGGCCGCCCAUGCCCGGCCCCAUCCGCUGGAUCUUGACCAACGUCGUUGGCACGUACCAUGGCAGCUGGUGGCGCUUUGCCAGCUGCGGCUCGGAUGGUCGGCCAAGAGAGUUACUCGCGCUCGAGUUGCACGCUAAAAAGAGGAAACCGACGCAAAGACACACCGCGAGUCUGGCGACUUCGGCUGGCGAGAACCCUACUGCUCAUGCUGAUGAGCUGUAA
Messenger RNA from Cordyceps militaris CM01, 2019 nucleotides. RefSeq names its product Protein kinase-like domain. NCBI's taxonomy places the organism in Eukaryota, Fungi, Ascomycota, Sordariomycetes, Hypocreales, Cordycipitaceae. Bases 1 to 2019 code for a protein of 672 amino acids. The record is from RefSeq and is a predicted model, not a curated record. The transcript is spliced from 5 exons.